GAGAGCUCUUCGCUUUCCCGCCUCUUUGCGGUGAAAAUCAUUCCACUACGUCAAGUCGUCCCGUCAGCUCUGCGAAGAUGUCUGCGACGGGUACAGGCGGCUGUGGACCCGGACCCGGACCCGCCUCGGGCGCCGGGUCCGGGGCUUCCAACCCCCGAAAGUUUAGCGAGAAGAUAGCGCUGCAUACCCAGCGACAGGCCGAGGAAACAGCCGCCUUCCAGGAGGUUAUGAUGGAUAUCACCUCGACCAGGCUUCAGGCCCAGAAGCUCCGUCUCGCCAGGAGUCAGGGUCCGUACUACGGCGGCUCGCUACCCAACGUUAACCAGAUCGGCAGGAACCCUCAGGACUUCCAGGGCUCCUUCCCCUCCACUCUGGAGUCCAACCGGUCCACUCGACACCACGGUCUGGUGGAGCGAGUCCAGAGAGACCGCCGUUUCAUCACACCGGUCCGACCGUACCGCAACCGACAAAUGGACAGCUCGCCGUAUAACUCCGCCUACCUGUCCCCGCCUCCGGACCCCGGCUGGAGAAGGAAUUGGUCCGGAAACUUCCCCGGGGAUAAAAGCCAGUUGUUUCGUCUCCCCACCACUGCACUCAACAGGUGAAUCCUCC
Molecule: messenger RNA, 612 nt
Organism: Sander lucioperca (pikeperch)
Lineage: Eukaryota; Metazoa; Chordata; Actinopteri; Perciformes; Percidae
Product: CREB-regulated transcription coactivator 2-like
Exons: 5
Coding region: 78-605 (175 amino acids)
Biological process (GO): positive regulation of transcription by RNA polymerase II; protein homotetramerization
Cellular component (GO): cytoplasm; nucleus
Molecular function (GO): cAMP response element binding protein binding
Source: RefSeq, a predicted model, not a curated record